Microthlaspi erraticum is the source of this 1761-nucleotide messenger RNA. Lineage: Eukaryota; Viridiplantae; Streptophyta; Magnoliopsida; Brassicales; Brassicaceae. The record is from the annotation of a GenBank genome assembly.
AUGUAUCUCCGAUUACCUUCAAAGGUUCUUGAGCGUAUCCUCUUCUUCAUCGACUCCAACGAUGACAGAAACUCUGUUUCUCUGGUAUGCAAGUCAUGGUUCGAGACAGAGCGGCUCACGAGGAAACGUGUCUUCGUCGGGAACUGUUACGCGGUUACACCCGCGGCGGUUGUACGGCGGUUCCCGAAGAUGAGAUCUUUGACUCUGAAAGGGAAGCCGCACUUCGCCGACUACAAUCUGGUUCCUGACGGUUGGGGUGGUUACGCUUGGCCUUGGAUCGAAGCCUUGGCGGCGAAGAACCCUUUGCUUGAAGAGAUCAGGUUGAAGAGAAUGGUGGUGACUGACGAGUGCUUGGAGAUGAUCGCUGCUUCGUUCAAGAACUUCAAGUCGCUCGUCUUGACUUCUUGUGAAGGUUUCUCUACUGAUGGCAUCGCCGCCAUUGCAUCAACUUGCAGAAGCCUUAGAGAGCUGGAGCUAAGAGAGUGCAUAGUUGAUGAUCUAGGAGGAGACUGGCUUAGCUAUUUCCCAGAGACUUCAACGUCUCUGGUCUCUCUUGACUUCUCUUGUUUAGACUCUGAGGUGAAGUUCUCUGACUUGGAGCGUUUAGUGAGCAGAUGCCGUAACCUCAAGUCACUGAAGCUGAACCGAGCCGUGACUCUAGACGGGCUCGAGAGCUUGCUUCGUCGAGCUCCGCAGCUGACUGAGCUCGGCACAGGUUCUUUCUCAGACGAGUUGUCACCAGAAGCGUUGUCAAAGCUAUCAAAAGCUAUUUCAGCGUGUAAGCAACUUAAGAGCUUAUCUGGUCUUUGGGAUGUCCUCCCUGAGUAUCUUCCUGCUCUUUACUCUGUUUGUCCUGGUCUUACCUCGUUGAACUUGAGCUACGCUACUGUUCGAAUGACUGAUCUUGUCGAUCUUCUUAGACGCUGCAAGAAGUUGCAGAAGCUAUGGGUAAUGGACUUGAUAGAGGACAAAGGUCUUCAAGCUGUUGCUACGUGUUGUAAGGAACUGCGAGAGCUGAGGGUGUUUCCAUCUGAACCAGAUCUCGAAGAACCAAACGUGGCUCUCACGGAACAAGGCUUGGUCUUUAUCUCUGAAGGCUGUCAAAAGCUUGAAUCUGUUCUCUACUUCUGUGUCCAGUUCACAAACGCAGCUUUGAUCACCAUAGCAAGAAACCGUCCGAGCAUCAAGCGUUUCCGUCUCUGUGUGAUAGAGCCGUUUGCUCCUGAUUACAAAACACAAGAGCCGCUUGAUCAAGGAUUCAAAGCCAUAGCUAUGGGGUGCAAGGAUCUUCAACGGCUCUCUGUCUCCGGUCUCCUCACCGACAAGGCCUUUGAGUACAUUGGGAAACAUGCCAAGAACCUUGGGAUGCUGUCAAUAGCGUUUGCUGGGGACAGUGAUCUGAUGCUUCAUCACUUGUUGUCAGGCUGCAAGAAGCUAAGGAAGCUUGAGAUAAGAGAUUGCCCUUUUGGUGACACUGCGCUACUGGAGAACGCUUGGAAACUGGAAACCAUGCGAUCCCUUUGGAUGUCUUCAUGCUUUGUAAGCUUUGGUGCUUGCAAGCUUCUGAGUCAGAAAAUGCCAAGGCUCAAUGUGGAAGUCAUUGAUGAAAUGUAUCCUCCAGAGACAAGACCUGAGAGCUCUCCAGUUGAGAGGAUAUACAUUUACAGAACACUCGCGGGACCGAGACUGGAUAUGCCUGAGUUUGUGUGGACAAUACACAAGAAUCCUGAGAUUGGAGUUUCACAUCUAGCCAUAAAGUAA